Molecule: messenger RNA, 660 nt
Organism: Paramecium octaurelia
Lineage: Eukaryota; Ciliophora; Oligohymenophorea; Peniculida; Parameciidae
Source: the annotation of a GenBank genome assembly
AUGGAAAUAGAUUUAUCAAUCACAAAUGAAGUAUUAACAUAAAUUAGUACUCAAUAAUUAAAUAAUAUCAUUACUACACUAAUCCAUUUUAAUGGUGAAAAUAAACCAGAAAUUUAAGUAGCAUCUCAAAACACAGAAAAAUUUACUUAAUGCUUCUCCCAACUUCUUCAAGCAUUUAAGAUUUCCUAACCAGAUAUCUAAACUAUUACCAAUAAUCAAACUUCAUAAAUAGUUUUGUUUAAAUAUCAAGUAAUCAAUUCUGUCAAAGAAUAUGAAUGUUGCUUUUCAGCUUGCUUUAAUUAAGAUUUUACUAUUAUGAUAACCAGAUAUAUGGAUGGUAUUUUCAAAGUAUUUGAAUUUAAUUAAGGGAAUAUUAAACUUAUGCAAAGACUUAGUUAACACAAUGGCAUUGUAGGAUAAUUAAAUUUCAUGAAUAAUUCAAAUUUGUUUGUAUCUAGAAGUUUAGAUAAUGAUAUUAUAAUUUGGAAUUUCUUUUAAAAUAAAUAGUGCUAUGUCUAAUAAAAAAUAAUAGGACAUAGAAAUUUGAUUCGCUGGAUAGUAAUUAAUAAAGGUGAUGAUCUAAAGAUUCAGAAUGAAGUUUUGUAGAAUAGAUAAGUCCUGGUAAUGUCAUAAACGUUAAAUCAACAUAAUUUUAGAUGA